UUACGAAAGCUGUUGCCACGUUGAAGGCUGUCCUGUGUAUUUGCAAUCAGGCAGUAAUCAUUGGAAUCCUGUCAUUAACGUAUGGGCAGCUUUGUUCACAGCGACUCUAAUACAUGGAGUACUCUAAAUGCAAGGGGAUGUAUAAUGUUUGGGAGUGCCAAUGAAGUACUUUUACUUGCUUACCAGUGUGUAUUGGGGUGCGUCUUGGCGGUUUGUGUCAAAUCAUAAUUUGAUGUGAAAGAAACUCAAGAAUGAAGGCAUCCUGGGCUUGGUACUGUGGAAUGGUAGCAGGCAUCGUUGUUGUUCUGACAGUGGUUUUCACCAAACUGAAUAUUUCAAGACGAAAGGGUGAUAUAGUUCCACGGGGUGUGCUAAAUAGUUUGAAACACACCCUUCUCACCGAGGAACAUGCAGCACCCCCACCUGGCAAAGGACAACGGAUAUUGUGUUGGAUACUUACCCAACCUAAGAAUCUGAAGAACAGGACUCUUGCUGUCAAAGAAACAUGGGGAGGUGACUGUGACAUAACUCUGUAUUUUAGUUCCGUUACGGAUAAACAGUUUCCCACAAUAGGCUUAGGUAUACCAGAGAAAAGACGGAACCUAGUCAAGAAGGUUAUAGCUGCUUUAAAGUACAUUGACAAGUUCUAUUCGGACGAAGCCGAUUGGUUCUUAAAAGCUGACGAUGACACAUUCGUCGUUGUUGAAAACUUACGUCAUUUCCUGAAGACGAAAGACCCGGAUGCACCAGUGUAUUAUGGGUGUAAACUCGAGGGCAAACGUCUUCACUAUCACAGUGGUGGAGGGGGCUACGUAAUGAGCAGGAAUAUUCUCAGGAAAUUUGUUCAAAACAUAAAUAAAUCAACAGACUGUCGAAUGCAAGGAGCAGAGGACGCGGCGAUUGGGAGAUGCUUGAACUCUCUAGGCAUCCUUCCUUCUUACAGUGUCGAUCAAAAAGGGUACUUCGUCUUCCACUGGUCCUCGGUGCAUAUGUUCAUGCUGGGACUCACGAAGACCACUCCAAACUGGGUGAUCAAGAGACAACCAUUCUGGAGUCGCCAUAACGUCGCAAGCAAUGUAUCAGUUAGUUUCCACUUUGCGUUGAAUGGUGAUAUGAGAGCGAUGCACUUUCUCCUUAACAAUCUCACCGUGUAUGGCUACCGGAAACCAACGGUCUACCGGUCUGCAGGAGUCACGAAGAAGGGUUAUGAAAUGGGGAACGGUUACCGUGACCUUUCUCCUUAACAAUCUUACCGUGUAUGGCUACCGGAAACCAACGGUCUACCGGUCUGCAGGAGUCACGAAGAAGGUUUAUGAAAUGGGGAACGGUUACCGUGACCUUUCUCCUUAACAAUCUCACCGUGUAUGGCUACCGGAAACCAACGGUCUACCGGUCUGCAGGAGUCACGAAGAAGGGUUAUGAAAUGGGGAACGGUUACCGUGACCUUUCUCCUUAACAAUCUUACCGUGUAUGGUUACCGGAAACCAACGGUCUACCGGUCUGCAGGAGUCACGAAGAAGGUUUAUGAAAUGGGGAACGGUUACCGUGACCUUUCUCCUUAACAAUCUCACCGUGUAUGGCUAUCGGAAAC
Messenger RNA from Haliotis rubra (blacklip abalone), 1591 nucleotides. Its product is annotated as glycoprotein-N-acetylgalactosamine 3-beta-galactosyltransferase 1-A-like. NCBI's taxonomy places the organism in Eukaryota, Metazoa, Mollusca, Gastropoda, Lepetellida, Haliotidae. Gene Ontology annotation, molecular function: N-acetylgalactosaminide beta-1,3-galactosyltransferase activity. The transcript has 4 exons. Gene Ontology annotation, cellular component: membrane. The record is from RefSeq and is a predicted model, not a curated record. The coding region runs from base 252 to 1244 and encodes 330 amino acids.